Molecule: messenger RNA, 1116 nt
Organism: Peronospora matthiolae
Lineage: Eukaryota; Oomycota; Peronosporomycetes; Peronosporales; Peronosporaceae
Source: the annotation of a GenBank genome assembly
AUGCGAUGCGCGAGCAAGGCCGCCGAGAGCGCGUCCGCACGUCUCUGUGCGGACGCCGAAGCAGAAACUACAGCAACUGAUGUCUCAUCGGUUGCUGAAGCGACCCAGCCUGUGUCACUUGGUGAUGCAAGCGCUGGUCAUGAAGACACUCGUGUCUUCACAGAGUAUGAGCUCGGUGUCUCAUACUCUCCUGAUACGGAAGACGGAUCCGUAUCGACGGCGGUGGAAACCAAGCCGCCUGCCAAGCGUAAUAUGGAUGAUGCUUUGCGUCGCAGCAUCUUUGGUUCAUCUGAUGAAUCAGAUGAACCAUCGCCGAAGCGAAGGCGCUCGAGGUCGCGAGACUCGGGCGCUAACAGUGGUGUCGGUUCUCCUAUGGACACCACUUCACAGCGAGGUGCCAGUACUUCUGUCGGCACGUCGCAGGAAGAGCGGGACCGCAAUGUCUUGCGUCUCGCUCCCGAGAAGAAGGCAUGGAUGCCUCCAAAAUCCGUCAUGGAUCACUUGUCGGCGACGACGAGUGAUCGUUAUCGAACACGAUUGUUCGAUUCGUCAAGGAUCCAUCACCUUGAUCCCAGCGCGAAAAACUAUCGCGCUGAACACGAAUUCUUCAUCGAUGCUUUCUUUAGACACCGAUGGUACAGUGGGAAUCACAAACGUGAUGGUCCCUCACUGCUUCAGGCGUGGAACGCCUACAUCCAUAACCUUGAGGAUGUAGGUCGUGACGCUUGGAACGACAAACUUAUCAAAGCUCGUGAUAAGUUUGAAAAGCGAACCCCGACAGACUCGUGCCCGUGUUGUGUGAACAACUCUGCACGAGCACCUAAGGAGGCUUACCUCCCUAGUAGCCCGUGGUGGCGCGUACGUAUCUCUAUUGAGAUGUACGAAGGGAUUGACAACCUGAAAUCCCUUUACGACCGUGCCGGGAAGACUUUCUCCGGCGGUCCUUCUGCGGCACAAGAUGUGCCGCGUCGUACUGCUCAACCAGACCCAGUACGUCAACCAUCAGUUGGGGGCGGGGCUCCCAAGUAUCCAGGACGGGGGAUAGCCGCGCCACCGGACGAGAUAACUCGUCCGACGUCCGUUCACGUCGCGGUGGUUCAACAGCUGCUCAAUUAG